This is a messenger RNA of Metarhizium robertsii ARSEF 23, 1920 nucleotides long. RefSeq names its product reverse transcriptase. NCBI's taxonomy places the organism in Eukaryota, Fungi, Ascomycota, Sordariomycetes, Hypocreales, Clavicipitaceae. The transcript has 4 exons. The coding region runs from base 1 to 1920 and encodes 639 amino acids. The record is from RefSeq and is a predicted model, not a curated record.
AUGCCCUUCGGACUAUCAAACGCCCCAGCUACCUUCCAAGCCCGCAUCAACGAAGUUCUGCGCCCAUUCUUGGAUAGAUUUUGCACAGCCUAUAUUGACGACAUUCUCAUCUACUCAAACGACCUCGCUUCUCACAGACUCCAUGUCAAAUCCGUUCUCCAAGCGCUUGAAGCCGCUGGCCUGCAACUCGAUGUCAGAAAAUGCGAAUUCGAGACCACGGAAGUCAAAUAUCUGGGCAUGAUCAUCUCAACCACGGGAGUACGAAUGGACCCAGCCAAAGUCGACUGUCUCGUUAAUUGGGAAACUCCAGCCAACGUGAAAGACGUACAAGGCUUUUUAGGGUUCUCGAAUUUCUAUAGACGAUUUAUCAAAGGAUUUUCACGCAUCGUACGACCACUUGUUGCCCUGACGCGGAAGUUAGUCAAAUGGAACUGGACGUCAUCCUGCCAAGAGGCGUUCGACACGCUCAAAAAUAGCUUCACCUCAGCCCCAAUCCUCAGACACUUUGACCCCACAAAAGAGGUGUUUGUCGAAUGUGACGCAUCCGAUUUUGUGUCCUCAGGUAUUCUCUCCCAAGAAGAUGAUCAAGGAGUACUGCACCCAGUAGCUUUCAUGUCCAGGAAAUACGAUCCCGCUGAGUGUAACUACGAAAUCUACGACAAAGAACUCUUAGCUAUCGUACGCUGCUUCGAAUGCUGGAGGCCCGAGCUGCAAGGCGCACAUCAUCCGAUCACAGUGAUUACCGACCACGCCAAUCUUCGAACCGGUGAUCUGGGGCGGGAUAUGGAAGGGGCUGCUGCAGAUAUCGAGGCGGCCAAUGCGGCCAAUCCAGAGAGGGAGUGUCGUUUCAACUUCCCCCGUGCUCUGCGGGAGCUGGCCACAGUCAUCAGGAAAGAAGGCAAGUCAUACUACGUCUUUGAGGCGGCCCGGAAUGACAACCUCAUGAACUACUUCAAUCCCGCCAUUGUCCUAGGCUGGCUUGCCAAUAUCGAUAUAUCUCCGUGCACUAGCUUACAGGCGGUUAUUACGUACGCGGCGAAGUAUUGCAGCAAAUCUGAGAAGAAGACUGAGCCUUACUGUAUGCUCGCAGACCAAGUUUUGCCGCACACGGCACACCUUCAGCCCCUGUUAUCCUUCUCCUCUCGCCUUAUGAAUAAGCUGAUUGCCGAGAGAGAUUACUCGGCGCAAGAGAUUUCCCAUCUGCUGCUCAACGUUUCUCUGCAAGAAGGCACGCGGAUGGUGGUCUCUGUCGACUGCCAUCCGUUCAGGAGAUUUCCCAUCUUCUGCUCAACAUUCCUCUGCAAGAAGGCACGCGGAUGGUGGUCUCCGUCGACUGCCGUCCGUUGGAGCAACAUCUACUGGAAAUAUCUUGAGAGAAGUGACCAACAUGAGGACGUGACCUAUCUCGAGUACCUGCAACUAUACAAUCUCAAGACGUGGAGGAGACUUGCUGCUAACGCGAAGAAGAGGGUCCUGUCUUACUUCCCUCGAUACAGAUCCAUUGAGGCCUCUCCCCAGUUUAAUGACUUCUGCCGUGUUAAGUUGAUGAUGGCUCAUCCGCACCGAAGGAGUUGUACGCAAGAGCACCAUGACACCCAUGCUGACGACCAUUACGGGAAGCCAGAAACAAAUGAACUGAGGGCAGAGGACGACGAAUUUGAGUUUGAGGUCCAUGAAGAGCCCACUGUGGAGGAGGACUGGCAUGAACUCGCCCGCAUGCUUCCCGACCGCCCGCUGGAGGAAGAGGAUAUCGACAUCCUCGGCCGCCGAGACAUCGACAUCAAUUAUGAUUGGACCCCUCACGUUGGACGGUAUACUGAUGAUGGUAUUCUCAACGGCGACUACUGGAACAACGCAAGACGGGAAACCGCCUUGACCUUGACGUGGAUCAUCAGCCCUUGGAAGCUCGUGAUUCCCUAA